Molecule: messenger RNA, 1674 nt
Organism: Mugil cephalus (flathead mullet)
Lineage: Eukaryota; Metazoa; Chordata; Actinopteri; Mugiliformes; Mugilidae
Exons: 7
Coding region: 89-1030 (313 amino acids)
Source: RefSeq, a predicted model, not a curated record
CAUCCUUUCAUCAGGCCUGGGGAUGGUGAGCAGCUGUGAGGAGAAACUAAUCUAGCAGGCAGACCGGCUAGCGUCACAGAGAGACCACAUGAGAGGAGCUGGCAGCGCUCAUUUGGGCCUGGUUUGGGUCAGCGCGAGUAUGUUUAUGUCUCUGUUUAUCUCCAAGUGGUCCUCAGAUGUUUCUCUGGAGGGAAAGACGGCUAUAAUAACCGGGGCCAACACUGGAAUAGGAAAAGAGACGGCUAAAGAUCUGGCCGGCAGAGGUGCCCGUGUAAUCCUGGCGUGCAGAGACAUGGCGAAAGGGGAACAGGCUGUCAGUGACAUCAUGAAGGAGGUGAAGGGAGCCAAGGUUGUCGCCAGGCAACUGGAUCUGGCUGACACCAAAUCGAUCUGCCAGUUCGCUGAGAAUAUCUACAACACUGAGAGGACUCUUCACUACCUGAUCAACAAUGCAGGUGUGGGCAUCUGCCCUUACGCCAAGACGGUGGAUGGAUAUGAGAUGCAGUUUGGAGUCAAUCACUUGGGCCACUUCUUCCUGACUUUCCUCCUGCUGGACUUGCUGAAGCACUCGGCCCCGUCCCGGGUCAUUAACGUCUCAUCGCUGGCUCACAAAAUGGGCAAGAUCCAGUUUGACGACCUGAACGGGGAGAAGGACUACCACCCUGUCAGGGCCUACGCGCAGAGCAAGCUGGCUAACAUCCUGUUCACCAGAGAGCUGGCCAAAAGGACCGAGGUUCUAGGUGUGAUGGCUUACUCGGUGGACCCCGGCAUGGUGAACACUGAAAUCACAAGGCACAUAAGGCGCCCUCUUGUGGACCUAUUCAAAACAUUUGGUUUCCUGAUCAGGACCCCAGCGGAGGGGGCCUACACCAGCAUCUACUGCACCGUCACUCCUGAGAACCAGAUGCUCACUGGAGGACACUACAAGGACUGUGCCAUCGCAGACAGCUGCAGGGCAGGCCAGGAUGAUGGCACUGCUCUGAAGCUGUGGGCUGUGAGCUGCCACCUGCUAAGCAUCCGCUGGAGAUGAGCUCACCACUCCUACACACUGCGCGGCAACAUUCCUUCUCACCCUGAGCGACACCCUUUCAUAAAAGAGGCUGAGGCUUUCUAGUUUGCCGGAACAUUAUGCAUGUGUUGGAGUUUGUGAGAAUAGUCUAAAAGGAUGAAGCAGCUGAGAUGCACAUUGUAACAGAAAGUUGAAGCUAUGCAUUUUUAAUUUCUUCAAGGUAUUUGGGAUUAGUAGGACCAUCGUCUUUAAACAGGAAGUCCAUUUAAUUUAUAUAUAUAAUUUCAUGGUAUAUCAUGAUAAAGUCACCAAUGUGUAACAAAAUAGAAAAUUAUGUAUUUUAAGACCUGAGCAAAAGCAGAAUUGUAAACAACGAAGUCCCAAUGCCCUCAAAUGAGUAACUUAGCCAACUAAUGUGUAGCUCAUUACACUAUUGACAGACAUUGUUAAAUUUGAGUGUCAAACUACAAAAGCUAACAAGCAUAAAUUAACAAGUUUCAACUUCAUGAGGUUUUGUUCCUUGUCCACUUUUUGCCCUGUGAUUGACUAUAGAAGGAAUCCACUGAAAUGUCCCCAUAUGUGGACGCGAGGUUUCGGGAGGUUGGUAGGAGGGUGGAAGGCAUGAAUACAUAGCUGCUUGUAAUAAAAAUAUCACAGAUACUCAA